Molecule: messenger RNA, 2620 nt
Organism: Trematomus bernacchii (emerald rockcod)
Lineage: Eukaryota; Metazoa; Chordata; Actinopteri; Perciformes; Nototheniidae
Product: potassium voltage-gated channel subfamily H member 7-like
Exons: 2
Coding region: 48-482 (144 amino acids)
Source: RefSeq, a predicted model, not a curated record
CUUUGUGUGAUUUGAUUCCAUGUGUUCCUGUCAGACUGGAGUCCCAGAUGACCUCAGACAUCCAGGCCAUCCUGCACCUCCUCCAGAGGCAGACCACGUCCGGGCCCCCCGCCUACAGCACCGUCACCUCCAGCCCGGAGUACCAGAGGCCGGCCAUCAGGGUGCAGCCGGUGUCGGCCCUGCAGGCGGAGUUCAGCCUGGACCCUGCUCCGCCCCGGCCUCAGAGCCCGGAGAAGACCCCGAACAGAUCCACAGACGGCUCCCCGGUGCUCCUGCGACCCGACGCUCUUCCAGACGGGGGCGUGGCCUCCCUGCUGGAGACAGACUGGGUCUCGGAGCAGAGACACACACAGGACAGCUCUGUGGAGCCCCCCCCCCACCAGAGGCUGCCGUCAGGCCGACAAGCCUCCCUGCCUGAAGUGGGCUCAGCACCGUCAGCACUGCAGCGGCCUGUGUCUGACCCGGGGCUCCCAGGAAACUAGCCCCCCCCCCCGCACCUCUCCUCUCAAGCUUGUCUCAGGGUCUAAGAAAGAGACUGUAUAUGCAAAGGCAACUGUAGACUUUCUUCCAUUACUUUUACGGACUCUCUCCCCCGCCCCUCUCUGAUUUAAAUGUAUAAAGACAAUUUAUACAGAGGUAUUUAUACACUAUAUUAUUACCACGUGUAAAGUCAUCAUCCACCGUGUACAUACUUUAUAGAACACUGCCAGCAACACGAGGCACCUGAUGUGCUUUUUCUAAAACAGAUAUGCAUGUUUUACGUCCUGACGGUUGCUUUUCUUCCUGUGGCAUGUUCCUCACUCUGACUCCCUCCAGGACCUCUGUAGCUGUCACCUCUUUUCUAACGCUCCUCCCCCCCCCCCCCAGGGAAUCAGCUACAUGAAAAUCUUCCCGAGGCAUUUCCACAGGCUCUGAUCUUUCUAUCAGCAGCUCCAAAACGUCCACGCAGAGAUCUGCCGCUAUAUUUAGCAUGCCUGAUUCCACCACAACGCUGAGAAUACACAGCGCAGUGUGUGAGGCUGCGCAGACAUCCCACAACCACACACACGUCAGUCUUUGAGAUCAAUAACGAUCUCAUAUCUCUAGAGACGAAUCCGCUCUGGAGAUCAUUUUACACGUGAACAAAGUAAAGAGCCUCUUUCAGCUGCAGUUAUGUUCCUUCACAUGUUUCAGACAACAUAUUGAAUGCUUGAAUUAUUAGAUUUAAAAACACAUAUUUACCAUAUAACCACCUGAAUCCUAUCAAUAUAACAGAAGCAUGGCUGUGGGGGGUUUGCAGUUCACUCUGGACUUGUAAGGGUCAGCGGUCUGCGGGUGUUUCUUUACAUUACUAUUAGGGCCAUUGUAGCUGGAAAUGAAUGAAUUUGAAAGAUAUGAAUCUGGAGAACAGGGGGUAAACCUUCACUUUGCAAAGCUGUGGUGUGCAAUGUGAAGUUGUUUUCAGUGAAGUAGGGACUUAAAUCUGUUAGAAAAUAUUUAAACUUUCUUGCAAAUUAUUAAGAGAAAAUAUUUGAUAUUUGUAAGUGUUCUCUUGUUAAUGAACCACUUAAAACUCAGAGAAUAUCCAUGUGUUUUCUCUAUAAUGUUCUUUAUUUUUGACCCAAAGACACCCUAAUACACUGUCAUUUCUCCUUCAUAUGCUAACCGACAGGAAGUGACAUCUUGAAUCUCCUUCACACCCUGAGUGAACUCUGACGAUCCCACGUGAUAGUUUUCAGUUGCAUGCUUUAGGUCUUCCAUUGUCUUCUUAAAAAGUACAAUUUCCUAGAUAAAAACCAGGAGAAAAGGACAAAAAAAAGAGAAAAUAGUUGUCCAUGUUUUCGGGCCGCCUUCACUAGCCUUAGCUUUAAACGCCUGCUCUAGCCUUGACACACGACGGCGACCCGGUGCAACAGCGCCACAUUUAAAGGAACCACGUUAGGGUGCAUGAGGAAAAUGAAUUAGUCAUUUCCUAACCACACACUCUCACACAAGCUCAUGUAUUGCAUGGAGACUGCACUCAAUUAUAACAAGGUCUCAAACUGUUUAUGACAUUUGGAAGGAGAUUUAGAAAUAACGCUUCGACCUAUUUUUCUAAAACAAAGUUUCAUUUGCCAUUAUUUUUCUAUGACCUUAUUGUUUCCCCCGAGAUGUUGAGGGGAAGGCUUUGGAGUGCAGAAGGGAAGAAGAUGAAUGCAAUGUACAGCCUCUCAAUGUAGCAAGCAACACUUCAGUGACGGGCUUUAGGCUGCAUGAAACAUUCAUAUUGCACAUCAUAUCAUUUCUACUUCUUCAACCCAACUCUUUACUUUGUUAAAACCCGGGGAAACCUUAUUUAGGAAAAGAGAAACCACACGGAUGCUCCAGCAGGGUGUCCUCCAUCUUUCUUUCUCGAGCACAGAUGUAGAACAAAGGUUGCUGACGCCGAUAGACUCCACGCGUCCUGAACACUUUUCCAUGGGAUUUGCUAACUUUUGCACAGAUUAGAAAACUUGCUGUACUGGAUAACAAUGUCCCUUUUGAAAUACUUAGUGCUGUUCACAAUUGUUUUUAUGCAUUUUUUUAAAUGUUUGCCACUGUAUUUUAUACAAUGCAACACUUAACAGCUCAUUUGAAUGUUUCUGUUCUUAACUAUAUUUAA